AUUCCAUCCUCCUUUCCUUCAAUAAAGAGGAAGGAACCAGUGUGAGGUCAUGUAGCAAACUAUAAGAAGAAGUUGGUCAGAAAAUUAACACGCCAUCAACCGCUACUCUUUUUUCUUACAGCCUUUGUACGUUUCUCAAUAAUUUUCUAUUUUUCUGUGUGACGGUGAAGAGGUGUGAUCUAAACAGUCUGUCAUAUAGGAAGUUGAGGGGUUUGUCAGAAGAACUGUAGUUGUAGAGAAGGUCACUUGUCAGUGGGACAGAAUGGAGAACACAUUGCUCUGUGUGCUGCUCUUGCUGAGUAUCCUCAUCUACUGUGGACACUGUGAUGAAGAUGAUGUUCAGCCCAGAGCCACAUUGAGAAUCACUCCUCAGGGUCUCCUCUACUCUGGAGAUACUGUCACUCUGCAGUGUGACAUACCAGACUACACAGACUGGACGUACUACUGGUCCAGAAACAACCAACCAGGUUCCAGUACACAUGGUAAAAUCAUCAUCUCUCUCCCCGACCAGGCUGGUCAGUACCAGUGUUGGGGGACCAGGAAAGAUCAGCCCCAGAAGUCUCAACUCAGCAGAGCCCUCUCUAUCCAGUUUAUUGCUCUGCCCACGGCCUCAGUGAGUAUCUCUCCUCAGGGUCUCCUUCACUCUGGAGAGACAGUCAGUCUGCAGUGUGACAUAUCAAUGUACACAGACUGGAUGUACAGCUGGUAUAUAGGAAACAACAUCCAUUCCAGUAUGCCUGGUAAAACCAUCACCACUCUGUCUAACCAGGCUGGUCAGUACAGAUGUGCUGGGGUAAGGACAGGUCGGCCUCAGUGGUCUCAAGUCAGUGUUUUCCUCCCCAUCAGAGUCACUGAUUAUCAGCCGUCGACAUCACUGACUUCAGACAAAGAGAACGUAUUCACAGGAGACAGAGUGACACUGAGCUGUACUGUAGAGUCUCCUGGAUGGAAGUUUUACUGGUGCCUGACACAGACUAGACUCUACACCAGUAACCACAACCUCUGGAUACUCCUACACACUCAGCUGGGUCAGUGUCUCUGAUGGAGGACAGUACUGGUGCAGAGCUGGGAGAGGAGACCCAGUCUACUACACCCUGUACAGUGACCCAGUCCAGAUAAACAUUAC
Molecule: messenger RNA, 1126 nt
Organism: Oncorhynchus keta (chum salmon)
Lineage: Eukaryota; Metazoa; Chordata; Actinopteri; Salmoniformes; Salmonidae
Product: B-cell receptor CD22-like
Exons: 5
Coding region: 263-1042 (259 amino acids)
Biological process (GO): cell surface receptor signaling pathway
Molecular function (GO): transmembrane signaling receptor activity
Source: RefSeq, a predicted model, not a curated record